AUGGCCCACUGGAGAGAUGAGUACUUGGCUGCCCUGACAGUUCGAGAUCAGAGAGAGAAGCAAAUGCUUCUCUAUAUGAUGCCUGUCCGUCUUCUGAAUCUUGCAGAUCGCACCAGCAAACUGCAUGCCGUAGCAGCUGCUACGAGCACCAGCUCAACGCCUAGACAGAGCGACUCUCAAAGCAUUCCAGCUCCCUUGGUGGCGCCAUCCAAAAAACAACUAUCUUCUGAAUCAGGCUCUACCCCGACUGAUCUUCUCAAUACAGCGCGUGCAGAGCUGUCCGAAGCACAGCGCUCCCGGUAUGACUUGCAAGACCGCUUAAACCGAGCGAGCAAGGAGUUAGAAAAGCUCCACAGGAAGGGUAAUCUGGAUGAUCGACGCAUUAACACUCUAGAAAGCGAGAAGGUGCAUCUGCAGCUCCGUUUGAAAGACAGGGAUGCCGAACUGAAAGGGAAAGCCAAGCUUCUAGAGGAUUUCCAAGACGAGAUGGCAACACUGAACCUUCAACUCAACAUGGCUGAGGAUCGUUCAGCUCGGCUUCAAAAGGAGAACCAGGAUCUGGUGGAUCGUUGGAUGGCGAGGAUGGGCCAGGAAGCUGACGCCAUGAACAAGGCAUCAAAAUUUUCUUAA
Molecule: messenger RNA, 630 nt
Organism: Penicillium canescens
Lineage: Eukaryota; Fungi; Ascomycota; Eurotiomycetes; Eurotiales; Aspergillaceae
Product: ATG16 family protein
Exons: 3
Coding region: 1-630 (209 amino acids)
Source: RefSeq, a predicted model, not a curated record